ACAGCGGCGGGGGGAAAAAAAGCUGCCGAGUGCGCGAGAUACCGAGUGCUCGCACAUCCGCGGGCAAAAGAGAAGUUUUUGGGGAGAGAGAGAGAAAAAAGAGAGAAAGUUUGUGUGUGUCUGUCUGUCGAGCGCGCACGGCCACGCACGUGCCACCGAGAUUUAUGCGAGAGAUCCCGCGCGAGAUCAACCUGGAUGCAUUAACGCAAGGGCUAAGGUACAGCAUAUCAGGACUCAUGAACCUCGCAACCAACCAGACGUCCGACACGACGUCCGACGCGCAAAGCAACGGUCCCUAUUUCGUCAACUUCAAUCAAGACUGCACGUCCUUGGCAGUGGGAUCGAAGUCGGGAUAUAAACUUUAUUCAAUUAGCUCCACUGGACACCUUGAGAAGAUCUAUGAAAAUGAUGAUACAGACUUCGAGGAUAUAUGCAUCGUUGAGCGACUCUUCAGCAGCAGUUUGGUGGCGAUUGUUAGCCUUAAGUCGCCCCGCACGCUAACGGUGUGUCACUUUAGAAAAGGCACCGAGAUAUGUAACUACAGUUACUCGAACACAAUUUUGGCUGUGAAACUCAACAGAGCGAGAUUGGUUGUAUGUCUGGAAGAAUCUCUAUACAUUCACAAUAUACGAGAUAUGAGAGUGUUGCACACAAUUCGCGACACUCCACCUAAUCUUACAGGCCUUUGCACACUUUCUCCAAAUAGCGACAAUUGUUAUGUGGCUUAUCCAGGAUCGAAUACAAUUGGGGAAGUACAGAUAUUUGACGCGAACCAUCUUCAAGCGAAAACAAUGAUACCUGCACAUGAUAGUCCACUAGCAGCGAUUGCUUUCAGCUCGACCGGCACGAAGGUGGCGACUGCCUCUGAAAAGGGCACUGUGAUUCGAGUCUUUGACGUCCAUGAGGGUACAAAGUUAUUCGAAUUUCGACGCGGAGUAAAAAGAUGCGUCACGAUAAAUAGUCUGUCUUUCAGCAUGGACUCCAUGUGGCUCUGUUGCUCUAGCAAUACAGAGACUGUGCACAUAUUCAAGCUGGAGGAACCAAAGGAAACGCCAAACAAGCAAACUGCGGAGGAAGCACAAAGCUGGAUGGGAUAUUUGACGAAGGCUGUGACAGCGUCGGCUACAUACUUGCCGUCGCAAGUAACUGACGUUUUUACUCAAGGACGUGCUUUUGCUAGCGUCCAUCUACCGUUUCAAGGUUUAAAGAAUGUCUGUGCCAUCACUGUAACACAUAAAGUACCAAAACUGUUAGUAGCUAGUGCCGACGGUUACUUAUACGUUUACUCCGUCGAUCCGACAGAAAGUGGAUGUUGCACUCUUCUAAAACAGCACAGAUUAGACGAUAAGGAACGAGACGAAUCAGAUUGCGGCGGUUCUGGUUCGGGAGCAGCAGCUACAGCGAAUAACACAAAUACAGCCUGCAUAAAUAGCUACGCGGGUGUGUUGCGUGGCCGCUCGCCAGACUCCAUGUCAGGUACUGGUAUGUCCUCUAUUCUGUCCCUCGAAUUUUUUCUCGCUCUCAUUCUCCGUACACACGAGACACCUAAUUUUCCUUUAGAGCUUUUUUUCUCUCUUUCUGUGUGUAUGUGUGCCUCACUACUAGCGUUUCGUGCGCAUUUAAUCUGUACGUACACGCAGCGAAAGGAAGAAUGAGAGCCGCGCUGAAGUAACAAGUGUGCCUUUUCACGUGACGUACAUCCGCAUUAAUACGAGUAGUUUUAUAUUAUUAUAUCUCGCAAACAAAUAGUACAAAUCUAUUACGCUUAUUAACUGCAGAUUGGACAAAUUCUUAAGAACGACGUAUACAUAAAUAAAACACCUGUGCACACGGGACAUGCAUGUAGGCACUAGUCUGUACUCUCGGGAUAAAUCACUCAGCACGUAUGCAAGUUGUCUUUCUAGUCAGCAGAUAUAAUAAUAUCCAACAUCAUUGCAUCCUGUUACGAAAUAUCUUGAGAACAUCCUACAAGCGGUAGUCUAUCCUUAGAAGACUACCUAAAUAUCUAUUUACUAUAACAAUGUUAACAAUUGUACAUAAUAAUUACUAAUAUGAUUACUAAGGCUGUUAACGUAAAUAGUUGGUAUGUGAUAUUAAUGUUAAAUUAUACAUAUAUAUAUUAUGUGGCAGGUAAUAGUGCAUAUUUUUUUAGAACAACUGUAUUACUAAUCAUUAAGAGUAUGUAUGUGUGUGUAUAUAUAUAUAUAUAUAUAUAUAUAUAUAUAUAUAUUAGCGUACUCUGUUUAGUUAACGGUAUUGUUCCUAAAUAUUUCAAUAUAAUAAGAACAUAGAAUUGUAAGGAAAAAAAGAUCCAAUAUUUUUUUUUUGGUCUUCCAUAUUUUGAAAUUGAAAACAGGCUGUAAAAAACACAUAAUGCUGAUAAGUUGCAUUUAAAAAAAUGUUAAACAACUCGAAAAUAGAAUUGUAGAAAACGAAAGUCGUGUCACUUGAAUCUGUCUGGUCUUGUAAAUAUUGCUUCGUAUUUUCUUCGCCAUUCUAGUAACGUAUUUAUUGUUGAAUAAGUAAGAAAACACUCACAUCGUCGCGAAUACGCAGAAUAUCUUUUAUAAAAGACAAAUGGUAUUCACAUAUACGAAUGUUUUUAGAAUAAUUUUUAUUUAAUUGAUAUAAUCGUAUAUGUAAUUGGUCAGUUUUUUUUUAUUAAUUUUCAAAUCGCGUUUUAUAUCUUAUAUUAUACACUAGUGUAUGUAUUAGAAAAUUAAAUGCCUGUGUGAGAUUAAUAUUAGUGAUUUUCUUCUUAGAGAAGACCAUAACUUCAUAUUCAUUAACGAAUUCAUUAGUAAAUGUAUUUCACGGCAAUGUGAUGUAGACAAUGGUCAAUGAGAUAUUUAAUAUUUGCAUUCAGAUAGAAACAUAUUUCUGCGCGUUUUUCGAAAAACUCGUCAAGAAACGUUUGUAUUGUCUAAUUCCAAAAUUGUAAAUCUUAGAAAUCAAAUUUCCAUUAAGAAUGAUCCAGAUUAGUCGGGAACAUAUCUGAAUGCAUAAAAUAUAUCAUGUAUCAUUGAACGCUGAUCGUCUGUAUACAUCUUUAUCGUUAUAUCCGCUCGAGAUAAUGCGAUCGAGAUGGAAACUUGAUAAUCUGUGAUAUAAAUGGAUUUGUAGAGUCAGAGAAGUAUCAGGAGAUGAUAGCGGCGACGGAAAGCCCACCGAAAGGCGGCGGCCCGUUUCGUCUGGACGACGAUACCGAGUUCCCACCUGUCACGCAAAGGACAGACUGAGCGUAACACAUACACACAAUUAAGGCAUAUCAAAAGAGCUCAAGCUGCAAAUGGAAAUAAGAAAAGCCGUGCAAGAGCAACGAAAGGGCAUAGGGGGCACAGAGUGCAGAGGACGUCCAGUAUUUACAGACGGCCGUAUAUCCAGUACUCCGAGUUCAAUAUAGAACCAAAAAGAAAAAAAUCAUCUGUAGGAUAAAUGCCCAAUUAUUGACAAUGUCCCAAAUACUAGAAAUCCGAUCUUAAAUACAUUUUUUAAAAUUAAAAUAAGGUUUUAAUGAAAUGUUAUAAAUAAUAAACUCUAUAAAAGAAUUUAAACAAAAUUAAAUUCAAUUAUGUAAUAAUAUAAUUUAUAUAUUCAAAAAAGUAUUUAUACAUAUAUACAUAAGAAUUUCCAAUAUUUAGGGCACUGUCAGUAAUCGGGUUAUUUAUUUUAGGUGAUAUUAUCGAGAUUGUUACGUAUCUCAUACGCAUUUAAGAUCCAAAUGCAAUAUGCGCACUAAUUAUUAGGGAGACCGGUUUUUUAUAUGAUAAUCUAUGCGUACAAUAGAAAGAAAGAGCAAGGGGGAGGGAUGAAAGUACCUCUGGAUAACACUCUCGGUAUUACUGAACUGUCGGAUUUUUAAGCGGAAUUUUUUUUUUUACCUUUAGUUAGAGACAUUGCAUUUGCAAGAGGAAUGCAAUGUCGCGCGGAGAAUAUAGUAAUCCAAUGAUGACGAUUCUGACGAAGCGUUUACCACAGGAAUUGUGCAAUGAGUUAUUUCUUAUGAGCUGUGUACACUGCACACAAAAUGUAUCAUAACAGCGUGAAAUAUUGUACUUCUACAUUCUGAUACUUCUUUAUAUAGAAGUAUCUUAUAUAGAAAAAAACGUGCGUUUUUGUAGCCUAAGAAUACUCCAAUAUUGGAAAUUAUGGACCAAUGUAAUAUUAUUUUAUUUCAAUUGAUGUCUGCGCUAUUCUGAAUCUAUUCAGAAAUAUUCGGAAAUAUUCUGAGCUUUUCAGAAGAGCGACAACUAUUAUUUGUCUUUUCAUAUACACAAAAUAUUUUACCAAAAAAUUUCAAUUUUAGGUGCAUACAGAAGAAAAAAUGAUAACAAGGAUACACAAUGCUUGGUUGCUUGAUGAAACCGAAUAUGAACCUAAUACAGUUAUAAAUUUUUAAUGAAAUUGAACUCAUCAAAAUUCUGACUUAUCUAGAAAUAAUGUUUUAAAUAAAUUUGCAUCGUUUAUGUCAAGUAAUCAAUUUAUAUUUAAAAUCAAAAUAUUUUUGUUUAAAUAAAAAAUCGUUUAUAUUUGUUCAAAAAUCAUGUUUGUAUAAAUUAUACCUAAGAGUCGAUAUAAAAAAAAAUUGGAUUUCUGCUCCUUAUCCCAUCAUACGAAAACCCCCAUCAUACCAAACAUACACAACAUGACACAUCUAUUUCGUUAUACGUUCCAUUGGAUUGCUAUAUCUUUUUACGAUGAAAUCUUUGUCCUCUAUUUUCGACAAAGAAAGCUCAUCUUUUUGCGGGUGAAAAUGUAAAGACAUAUAAAUAUGUGUGGUAAAUUUUGUCAAACGGUGAGCUUCAGCUGUAAUUCUUGUAUAAAAUGUAAGAUCUUUCGACAUGUGUUAGCUUCUUGUAAAGGAAUGUAAAACGUGAUCAGGUUGUAUAAUUUUGCUAAAAAAUAAUAUCAAUUUUGUAAUGAUAUGAUACUUUGUUGGCAUUUAGAGUUUAAAAAAAUAUUUCAGUCUUUAUGGUAAUUAUGGGACAAUGAAAUAACGACGAAUGACAGCAGAGCAAAGUUAGAAGAUUUAAAAAACGCGGAAAAGAAAUUUAAUUCAUCUUUCUUAAAAUCUGAAAUCAUUAUAUCACUAGACCACAUUAUAUCACGAAUCGACAGAAUAAUUUUUUAAACUAUACGAGUACUGAAUUCUAAUUUAAUGAAAGAUUUGUAUCUGUUGUUAUCGGACAUCACCCCAUGCUGUAUAUCUUAAAUGCUUUAUAUCAGACGGAUGUAUAAUAUGUAAUCGUAUCGAAUGUGCAAUAAGUCUUUUUGAGCGCUUCUUCGAGUCGAUUGAAAAUUGUCAUGACAAUGUAAUUUGUAUAAAUAGCUAAUUAACUGUAGGAGUACAGAGAAUCUUCGAUACAUUUGCGUUUUCGUUAAGUAUACUUCGUUAAGUAAUUCAGCUUGAUUGUGAAUAUAAAAUCUUUCCAUUGAUCGGUGCCAAUUUAUUAAAAUAGAAAGACGACGCUGGCGCUGGCGAGAAUGUUUUUGUGUUGUAUGAUUAAGUGAAGCACAGCUACGUUUCGUUUUUCUUAUGAUUCUCCGUAGCGUAUUAUGUAAUUUAAUGGAUCUUAUAUAAUUAUAUAUAUAUAUAUAUAUAUAUAUAUAUAUAUAUAUAUAUAUAUAUAUGUAUGUAUGUAUAUCUUCGUUUAAAAUAGGAAGUUUCUUUUUUGUGUGAACUGUGAGGCAUUCGGCGCGAUCGCGAGUAAGUCAGUAUCGUAGAUCCAUGUGUCAUGUCAUUACGACGAUUUUAUACUAACGAGUUUUAUUUGGUAAAUAGUCCUACUUUUAUAAAGAUAAAUAAAAGCGUUAUAAAAUAACCAAUGUACAUAUGAACGUGCUAAGGCUUAAGCUUUGAACGUCAUUGCGUAUGAGGUUUUGUUAUUAACACACGUGAUUGUGCUGGUCUGCAAAUGAAAAAUA
Solenopsis invicta (red fire ant) is the source of this 5925-nucleotide messenger RNA. RefSeq names its product WD repeat domain phosphoinositide-interacting protein 2 (gene Atg18a). Gene Ontology annotation, molecular function: protein binding; phosphatidylinositol-3-phosphate binding; phosphatidylinositol-3,5-bisphosphate binding. Gene Ontology annotation, biological process: protein localization to phagophore assembly site; protein lipidation; autophagy of mitochondrion. NCBI's taxonomy places the organism in Eukaryota, Metazoa, Arthropoda, Insecta, Hymenoptera, Formicidae. The coding region runs from base 165 to 1655 and encodes 496 amino acids. The transcript is spliced from 10 exons. The record is from RefSeq and is a predicted model, not a curated record. Gene Ontology annotation, cellular component: extrinsic component of membrane; cytosol; phagophore assembly site membrane.